AUACUUAUAAAUUUUGGUUUUUAAAAUAUUGGUUAAUCUUAGAUUGAUAAGCAUAAUACUAAUAAGAGCUAACUUUUGACUGAAAAAGAAAAAAAAAAAAAACAAGAAUAUAGUAGACUAAGUGAUAAGUAAUUAUCAGCGUCAGUACCUUGACAAACUUCUCAAGCAUCUGCAGAACAUACUUUAAGUUUGAUUACAUUAAGUUCUAAAACCUCCGUUUGUUAAGAAAAGGAGGGAAGAAAAGGAACAGGUAACAUCAUGGGACCAUUUUUUUAAAUUCUAUUUUUACGGCAAAUAACACUAAACUGGCUAGUUGAAAAUUUGUAGGAUAUUUAUAAACAAGUAGAAUAAAAUAAAAUGGUAACUAUCUUAAAAAGUAAUGAGUUUUAUUCAAAGGAAAGUACCUCAGAUGCUCAAAUUAUGUAACAAAGAAUACAUUUUUAAAUAAUAAAUUAAAAUAACGGUCUCUCUUAGGAACUAGAAGGAAAAAAAGCCCAGACAAAGCAAGAAAAAGGAAACAACAAAGAAGAAAAGCAAAUUAAAAAAAUUUUAAACUGAGAAAUAGCAAAAUUGGUAAUCAAGACCUAGUCCUUUGCUGGGAGUGAAAGGGUCAUUAAUUAGAUAAACUGGUUACUCUGCUUAAGAAAAGGUGCAUACAUACAGAAGGUUAAAAAUAAUUUUUUAAGACAGAAAGUAGUGCUUUAUAAAACAAUAUAAAUCAAACCAGAUUUUAUUUUUUACUUUUAAGCAAAUUCAGCUAUCAAAAUUGACUCCAGGAGAGAACCUAACAGACGAAUAACAAUGGAAGAAAUUGGGAAAGUUAUCAAAAAACUGUCCUGCAAAAAACCAAGUCCAGGUGGUGUUACAGGUUAAAAAAAAUUCUUCAUGAAGAAGAAAGAUCUUAAGCAACAUGAUGGAUUCAGAAGCUCAUGAAAAGAGGCCACCAAUCCUAACAUCUUCAAAACAAGAUGUAUCACCUCACCUUACAAAUGUUAGUGAAAUGAAGCAUUACUUGUGUGGCUGCUGUGCAGCUUUCAACAAUGUUGCAAUCACAUUUCCUAUUCAGAAGGUUCUUUUUAGGCAACAGUUAUAUGGCAUCAAAACCCGGGAUGCAGUACUGCAGUUGAGGAGGGAUGGAUUUCGAAAUUUGUAUCGUGGAAUCCUUCCCCCGUUAAUGCAGAAAACAACUACUCUGGCACUUAUGUUUGGUCUCUAUGAGGAUUUAUCCUGCCUUCUCCUCAAACAUGUCAGUGCUCCAGAGUUUGCAACCCGCAGUGUGGCAGCAGUACUGGCAGGAACUACAGAGGCAAUAUUCACUCCACUGGAAAGAGUUCAGACAUUGCUUCAAGACCACAAGCAUCAUGACAAAUUUACAAAUACUUACCAGGCUUUCAAGGCACUAAAAUGCCAUGGAAUUGGAGAGUAUUAUCGAGGCUUGGUGCCCAUUCUUUUCCGCAAUGGACUCAGCAAUGUCUUUUUUUUUGGCCUUCGGGGCCCCAUUAAGGAGCAUCUGCCUACUGCAACAACUCACAGUGCUCAUUUGGUCAAUGAUUUUAUCUGUGGAGGUCUUCUGGGUGCCAUGUUGGGAUUUUUGUUUUUUCCAAUUAAUGUUGUAAAAACACGCAUGCAGUCUCAGAUUGGUGGGGAAUUUCAGUCUUUCCCUAAAGUUUUUAAAAAGAUCUGGCUAGAGCGGGACAGGAAACUGACAAAUCUUUUCAGAGGUGCCCAUCUGAAUUACCACCGAUCCCUCAUCUCUUGGGGCAUAAUCAAUGCAACUUAUGAGUUCUUGUUAAAGGUUAUAUGAAAAUAUCAGUAAAGUGCCAAUUAUCAACUGAAUACCUAAGAAGAAUGCAGUUUGGCCUCAUUCUUAAUUGACCAACUAUAAGUUGAUGUCUUAAGUCCAGGCCACAGUGAGUUAUGGGCAAAGUUGUUUUCCUUAAGCAUCAACAAAAACAGAAUAAUGGGUUUCAAUAGGGAAGUUUAGGAGUUUUUUGUUUUUUUUUAAAUCAUCAUCUAAGAACAGUAGGCUGAUUGUCUGCUAAAUAGCUGUCCAUCUGAUGGCCUUGACAGGGACCCUAAUAGCCAAGAUAUGAUUCAUUUUUCCAGAACAGUCUUUAACCUUCUGUAUUGAAAUGUAAGUGUCCUGGACCAGUAAGAAAAAAGGCCUUAAGGCUGUGAGACUUCUCAGGCUCAUUUUAUUACUCCCAUUUCUUGCUUCUCUGCUCUCGGCAGUUAUGAUAGUCUUCAUCAAAUUCAAGCAUGUGACACAGAGACAGUACAGAAGAACAACAACUUGUUAGGUAUAGGCUUUUCAUAAUAAAUUGAUUAUAUUGGUUUUAAAACUGAGCACCUGUUAGAUAAUCAUUAUAUACUAUUACUAUUUAGACAUGGUAGAUUCAAGCAGCUAAUGAAAGUCCCAUUUUGCUUUCUAGGUUUGAAAGUUUUGUGUUUGAUUCACCCUUCCAACCUAUUCUUACAUGAAUUUCAUGCCAAAAGAUGGAGAGACUUGUUAUUUUUGUUACAAGUCUUUGGUCCUUUUAAGUAGUUUCUUAUUUUUGCAUGUAAAUCAAACCCUGAUCAGCUUGGUUUCUUUGAAUUAUUGGUGCCAACUUAGCAAAGAGCUUUGGGGGGUUUUUUCCAUUCAGUAGUUUGUCAUAUUUAAGCAUCCCAUUUUCUUGAAACUCUGCUUUUAAAAAAUAAACAUGUCCAAGGCAGAGGGUGGUGGCUCAUGCCUGUAAUCCUAGCACUCUAGGAGGCUAAGGAGGGGGAUAACCUGAGCUCAGGAGUUGGAGACCAGCCUCAGCAAGAGCUAAAAAAACAGCCAGGCAAUUGUGGUAGGCACCCAGCUCCUUGGGAGGCUAAGGCAGGAGGAUCACUUUACCUCAAGAGUUUGAGGUUGCUGCAAGCUGUGAUGCCAUGGCACUCCCCUGAGGGCAACAAAAUGAGACUAUGUCUCUAAAUAAAUAAACAUGUCUGUAAAAUUUUAUUUUAGAAGUUUUGCUAAUUUUUUUCUUUUCUGGUUUCUUUUUUUUUUUUUUUUGCAGUUUUUGGCCAGGGCUGGGUUUGAACCCACCACCUUCGAUAUAUGGGGCUGCACCCUACAGGUGCCGCUCCCUGGUUUCUAAAUGUUACAGAGAAGAGGGGAAAGGCUCAGGAUAGCUUUUAUUCCACAUUAUUAGCUGUCUUUUAUUUUACUCUUGGAAAUAAAGACUUCUUAGGGUUUUGACAUUUUGGGAAUCCAAUUAUACCACUGUGUCCUUUAAAUAGUAAGGUAGUUUGAAAGCAUAUGUUCCAAAGAUAUUUGAGAGGUAUUUUAAAUUUAAGAAGUUGGUAAUAGCCAGACAGCAGAUAUUCAUCCCCUACUUAAGAAAAAUGUAUUUGUCACAGGAAUCAGAAAAUACUAAAAUAUUUUUUCUAGAUACGGCAAAAUGAUUCAUCCACUAAUUGAAUAAUUCAUGAAAUAUAAGAAAUAGCCUGGAAAAGUGGUUUGGGAAUUUUUUAAAAGCCACUGUCUGUAAAUAUUCCACAGUUAAGAUGGAUUUCUACCUCUGACAUGACAGCUGGUAAGUUUCUUGUUAACUAGUAUUUCAUCUUUCUGGGUUAUUACAUGUGAAUCUGCACAUACUGACCAAAAUAAAAUCAGAGCCUCAAAUGGUAGUUCACUCGAAAUUUCUGGGCAAAUAGUCCAGAAACACUCUUUACCUCUAAAUGCAGUGUGGCUAGUUAAAUAAAGUGAAGAUUCUUCCAACAGUGAAGGAUUAGCAAGUAUAUUAAGUAUUAGCUACAGCUAGAAGCUAAAUAGUUAUACAGCAGCUCAACUUGACAGCAUAUUGGAGAUCAAGGUAAGGAUUUCAGAAAAAAUCUGACCCCAAAUAAAUGUGAGGAAUAUCCUUUGCCCAAUUACAGAGUCAGGAUUUGAAGGGAAUUGAAAUUCAGAUACUAAGGUGGCAUCUUGAUGCCUGACUGCCCCUUCCCCAUUUCUUUUUUUUUUUGCAGUGUUUGGCCAGGGCUGGGUUUGAACCUGCCACCUCCAGCAUAUGGAGCUGGCGCCCUACCCCUUUGAGCCACAGGAGCCACCCCGCCCCUUUCCCCAUUUCACAGGUGCAACCCUGAGCACUCAGAGGCAUGUCCAGCUCCUCACUACCAGGCAGUGAGUUAUCCUGAGUGGACUCCAUUGGGCCGCCUUCUGCUGGGCUUGCUUUUGUCUUUACACUCCAUCCAGGUGGCAGAAAUCUAAGUUCUAAAGCACUUCUGUGAAAUAAUGAGUAAAGUGAGAAUUCUAAGGAAAAUGCUUUGGUUUCUGCCAUCUCAAAUAAGUGGCGUUUAAAAAUUAUUAAUAUUUUUAAUAGUUUAAACUCAGUAUUUUUGUUUUUAAUUUGUCACUUUUUAUAGCUUUUGAAGACCAAACUACAAAUAUAUUACCAGGGAUGGUUUUGUGUUAUCGUACUCAAAUUUGACAAUAAAUUGAAGAGAACUUGUAACCUACAACUUUGAACUUCAAGUGAAAAUGUGUUAAGAAAUUCUAACUAUUGUUUUUACCUUUGACAUGAAUUACUGUGGUAAUAAUUUGGAAAAAGCAAACAUGAUUGAGUAUCUGAAAAGCUUAGAAGUGGCCUGUUAUAUAUGUGGCACAAACACGCUCCUGAGUGCAGGACACUUCCUAUCUUGUCAUACAUUUUGUCUGAUACCAACAGAAAUGUUAGAGACACUACUUAACACACUGCGAGUGGUGUGAGCCCUCAGGACUGCACCAGAGAGAGUAAACACAACCUUUACAUGGCAGAAAAUUUGUCUUAUUUGUUUCAUUUGUGGUUGGUGAUGAAGUUGAUGUUUUGUCUAAAUAAUUGAUACUCAUAGUUGGCGCUAUAAUCACCUGCUAUAUAUCGUGAACUGUGCAGUAAAACAGAACUGCGUAUAUACAGUUACCUUUGAAUACCUGAAAUUCCCAAGCUCACUUACAAUGGUAAUAGUUGGUAUGAGGGUAUGCAAACGUGUACGGGAAUAAUGUUAGUAGAUGGGAUCCAUAAAGUACGAUCUAGAGGGCUUGAGUGAACUCAGUUGUGUUGAACUAACAUGUAUGAUAGAAUGAGAGGUAUGCGGCAUUAAAUGAAGGGUAGAGAGAUUAGUGUGAAGAAAGAGCAUUCAGACUGGGUUUCUUUUAAAGUAUUUCUGUUUUCAGAUUAAAAAAACAUUUGUUUCCUCAUGGGUAAAUAAAUGCAUAUCAAAGACUUGAACAGGCAUUCUCUCUAAAUUUGAGUAUUUUUAGUGCUUUUUGCUUAAUACAAAUAUUUGUUGCCUAAUGGCUUCCAAAUUAUGUGGGAGUCUGUACAUGUUUCCUCUUAAAAGUUUCAUUUUUAAAAGUGGUUUAGCACACAAAAGCUAUUUUUGUUUGAUAUUUUGAGUUUUGUGUCUCUAUGAAUUAAAUAUGUUAAAUGUUUCAGAGUUAACUACUUUUUUGGGUAAUGGUUUGGAAUAAAGUUUGUUUUUUAAACCC
Messenger RNA from Nycticebus coucang (slow loris), 5494 nucleotides. It is a transcript of the gene SLC25A51, whose product is annotated as solute carrier family 25 member 51. NCBI's taxonomy places the organism in Eukaryota, Metazoa, Chordata, Mammalia, Primates, Lorisidae. The transcript has 2 exons. Bases 911 to 1804 code for a protein of 297 amino acids. The record is from RefSeq and is a predicted model, not a curated record.